AUGAGUAAAGGAUAUAUUAAAAUCAUUUUUUCUCUUUUAAUCUCAUCUACAUAUAUGAGCAAUAAAGCUCUUGCAAGUGGGGAUAACUCAGAUAUUAAAGAUUUACGAGGAUUUCCUCAAUCCCCUAACACGCCUAAUUUGGGCAAUGAUUAUCCAGAAGGAACAAAUGAACAAGGUCCCUUCGACUUAUGUAUGGAUCCUGGAGAAACUAAAACAGCAGAAAAGCUUAUGGAUGAAGCUAAACAGUUGUUACAACACCAUGCUGUAAGUACGAAUGAUUACAAAUUGCAUCACAAACACGAUGAGGAUUCAAUUCAAUAUUCUAAGAAACAUGGAAAUACAAUCAUUUAUAAAUUUAAUCAUAAAAUUAAAUAUCCCGAUAAGUAUAAUGAUAUAAUAGACAUGCUAUGGAAUCCAAAUGUCAAAUAUGCUGAUGAUAAAAAUAUUAAAGAAAAAGUUGUAUGUGAAUAUUCUCCAAAUUUAAUGAUGAUCCAACACCGUUACAAAAAUGAUUAUAUAUUUCUCCAUGGAUAUUACUAUGCUUUAGCCAAAAAAAUUAAAGUUUCAGACGACACAACUAUAAUUGUAUAUACAUCAUCUGAUAUAGAUGACCAUAACAGUGUCGAUAAAAAAAAAUAUACAAACACUAUUGUAGAAAGUGCAAACUUAUUCAAACCAAAAAUUUAUUCAGAAAAGGAUAUUAGAAAUGGAGAAUUGACAAAAAUGUUUGUUAACUUAUCUGGAUAUAUAAUUCAGAAAAAAAAGGAUUACGUUGAUAUUACCUAUCUCGACUCUAUUAAUAUUAAUAAGCCUAUGUUUGAAGAAUUAUUAAUUGGAAUAGUUCAUUCAUCACAAAUACUAAAUAUUCUGAGGUUAACCACCAUAAUUGCCAUGAAAUAA
Molecule: messenger RNA, 900 nt
Organism: Plasmodium yoelii
Lineage: Eukaryota; Apicomplexa; Aconoidasida; Haemosporida; Plasmodiidae
Product: fam-a protein
Exons: 6
Coding region: 1-900 (299 amino acids)
Source: RefSeq, a predicted model, not a curated record